Lytechinus variegatus (green sea urchin) is the source of this 2106-nucleotide messenger RNA. Its product is annotated as carbohydrate sulfotransferase 12-like. The record is from RefSeq and is a predicted model, not a curated record. Gene Ontology annotation, molecular function: sulfotransferase activity. The transcript is spliced from 3 exons. Gene Ontology annotation, cellular component: membrane. Gene Ontology annotation, biological process: carbohydrate biosynthetic process. Bases 51 to 1775 code for a protein of 574 amino acids. NCBI's taxonomy places the organism in Eukaryota, Metazoa, Echinodermata, Echinoidea, Temnopleuroida, Toxopneustidae.
UCUUCUGGGAUAAAUACUUGAAAUAGUUUGAAUAGUUUUUUCGUCAGAAGAUGAAAGUGACAAGAGUAUGUCCACCGUGGUUUAUUUUUACCACGCUUUCCAUUUCUCUUGUUAUAAACACCAUUUUCUUCAACCGCAUUAGACUGGAAUCGGCAUCUUACAGUAUACUGCAUCGGGAUUAUAAAAGGGAUACGAACUUCUUAAUUAAAAAUGAUUCAUCUUUUCGCCCAGUCAUCGUAAAAGAUCUCCCAGACGUUAAUGAAGAUCGUCCAACCAUCGUAGAAGAUCGCCAAGGUGUUCAUGAAGAUCGUCCAACCGUCGUAGAAGAUCGCCCAGGCGUUCAUGAAGAUCGUUCAACCGUCGAAGAAGAUCGCCAAGGUGUUGAGGAAAAUCGCCCAACCAUCAUAAAUGACCGCCCAGGCAGUGAGGGAGAUCGCCCAUUCGUCGGAAAUGAUCGUCCAGGCGUUGAUGAAGAUCGUCAAGCCACCGUCAAAGAUCAUCCAGGCGUUGAUGAAGAUCGUCCAGUCGCCGUCAAAAAUCGCACAGGCAUUGAGGAAAACCGUCCAACCCUUGUAAAUGAUCGCCCAGGAUUGAAUGAAGAUCGUCCAGUCAUCGUCAAAGAUCGCCUAGAAGAUAUUGAAGAUCGUCCAGCAGUCGAUAAAGAUCCCCCGGGUGUUGAUGUAAUUCGUCCAGCCAUCGCAGGAGAAAAAUCAGACUUUGGUAUUAACCUUUCAUCAGCCGUAGAAAAUCGUCCAGCCGUUCUUAAAAACCAUCGAGAAGGGCAGGUCGUCGUAAAAGACAGCCUACCCGUCGCCAACGAUCGCUCAGCUGUGGAAUUAAACCACUCUACCACCGUCAUUGAACUAACGGAAAGCACCAAACUAGAGUCGCUUGUUAAAGCUACACAUCGUCAGAAAGUACGCAAGGAUGUCCUACGAAAAGCAUGCUCCGAUUUCAAACUGAAACCAUCAAGAAAGGGUAACCUGAGCCCAAAGGCUCUUGCCUCCUUCGAACAUACAAUGUUAUUUGAUAAGCACCGAUUGAUGUACUGUUAUGUGCCAAAGGCAGGAUGCACUAGCUUUAAGCAGGUUUUCCUCUCAUCCCACGGGAUCACACUGAGACGCAACGUAAGCAUCCACAAGACAUUCGAAGCUACUUUCAAGAACUUGAGUCAAACGAAACCAGCAUUAGCCAAUCGGAAAAUCAAGGAAUACAAUUAUUUUGUGUUUGUCCGCAAUCCCUUUACACGUUUACUGUCAGCGUUUCGCGAAAAAAUUGAGAAUAGGAACCCAGAAAACCGAACUGAUUGCCCUCUAUGCCACCUGAUAAUUUGGUUCCUUAGAGAUGAUGAUCCGCUAUUAUUGGACCGUAAGAACAGUUCUGAACCAUAUACCUUCGAAGAGUUCGUCCGGUACACCAUUGCCACUAAAAAACCAAACGAGCAUUGGAUGAAUCAGUUUCAGUUGUGUCACCCGUGUCAGGUCGAUUUCGAUUUCAUCGGGAAGUACGAAACCAUGCACGAGGAUGUAGAGGAUUUCUUAAUAUCGAAGACGAGCGAUUCUUUGCUAAAGUUCCCAGAAUCUGAUCCUUCAAAACCACGAACGCGUAGUUCUAAUGAUGAAAACAUGGUUAAGUACUACAGUUCUCUCCCAGAUGAUGUCUUUGUUAACCUUGUUCAUAGCUUGUACCGUGAUCUAAGAGUGUUCGGAUAUUCUAUACCGGAAGUUAUCAGGAGACCCAACCUGCGUCUUCCGGAAACCGUAGAGACUGGUUAAAAGAGUUAUCUUUAGUUUUCACUGCUGCUCAUCUGGAUCGAAGGAAAAAUCUUGGAAAUAAUUAAUAUCAAAAUCACAUGCAGUGACAUAACAUAGAACAAUGGCCACUUGCGUGGAUUUAUGGACCAGUUGAAUAUGCUAGGCCUACUGGGCAUCUUUAUAAAAAAUAAGCUUAUACAUCUAUAUAAAAAUGACAAAGCUUCCUAAAAUUAUCAUGUUUAGGAAAUGUGUUUGUUGUGUUGGGACGGGACGAAAUUUGAUUUAUCACAAAAAUAAUGAAUUAACAAAAUAUUAAAUGAAAGUUAUUUUUCAUUAAACCAUUUUGUGAAAA